This is a messenger RNA of Raphanus sativus (radish), 486 nucleotides long. RefSeq lists its product as uncharacterized. Bases 112 to 486 code for a protein of 124 amino acids. The transcript has a single exon. The record is from RefSeq and is a predicted model, not a curated record. Lineage: Eukaryota; Viridiplantae; Streptophyta; Magnoliopsida; Brassicales; Brassicaceae.
UCUGCUCUGUGACCCUCACAUAAAAUCACUUUAUACACGAUCCAAACAAAAGGGGUGACAUUCAAUCAAAGAGACCAGGAGAACCAAAUCAAGACGCAAAUAUAUAUUACCAUGACGAGUCGUUUUUUUCUCGUCUUCCUUGUGGUAAUCUCGACCAUCGCUAAUGGAACGUUAGCAGCAGAUGCUGAAAAACCUCAACCUGUAGACAACAAAUCAUCACCAGCAGACAACUCUACAAAGAGCUCGAUAGAUAGUCUUGGUCCGGCUCAAGAUUAUCCUGAUUAUGAAAUCCCUGUAGAACUUGCACCGGACGGUAUCGAGGCGGUGGCUGAUUACGCGCCCAUUAGCCCCAACGGAGGACUUGCACAACCCGAAGCAGAAGUAGAUGUUAGAGCCUCGCAGUCUAGCUCCGCCUCUAGAUCUUCUUCAACAGUUUGGACCGUUGUUGUUGCUGUGGCGGGAGGGGCCAGAUUGUUUUUCUUUUGA